This is a messenger RNA of Aspergillus costaricaensis CBS 115574, 1934 nucleotides long. RefSeq names its product bifunctional C97 family peptidase/thioredoxin family protein. Bases 90 to 1850 code for a protein of 586 amino acids. Gene Ontology annotation, molecular function: peptidase activity. The record is from RefSeq and is a predicted model, not a curated record. Gene Ontology annotation, biological process: protein modification by small protein removal. The transcript is spliced from 4 exons. Lineage: Eukaryota; Fungi; Ascomycota; Eurotiomycetes; Eurotiales; Aspergillaceae.
GGAAUUUCGGAGUUGCGAUUCAGUCUUCCUGGUGCUUUUUCAUACUUCGCAGCUUUAAUUUGAAGACCUCUGUGUCAGCAGCCGUCAUCAUGGAUGUCGAGCUGUAUGUCUAUGACCUAUCCAAGGGUCUUGCGCGAAUGUAUUCGCUGGCCCUGACGGGAACGCAAAUCGAUGCCAUUUACCACACGUCGCUGGUGCUGAACGGCGUCGAGUAUUACUUUGGCCAGGGCAUCCAAACGGCCGUCCCCGGCAGUACUCAUCAUGGACAGCCCAUGGAGAAACUGCAUCUUGGAAAGACCGAGCUUCCUAUGGAUGUGAUUGAGGAAUACAUCCAGUCGCUUGCGGAAAUCUACACCCCUGAGUCCUACGACCUCUUCUUGCACAAUUGCAACAACUUCACGCAGGAUCUGGCCAUGUUUGCUCUCGGCAAAGGUAUCCCUGAGCAUAUUCAAAACCUGCCGCAGACCUUCCUGAGCACCCCUUUUGGGCAAAUGAUGAAGCCCCAGAUCGAAAUGGCCCUGCGCGGUGUAACCCAAGGCACUGGCGCUGGCACUGGCACAGUCGGCACUCAAACGCCCACCACCAGCGCACCAACCGCCCCUGCGCAACCUGCCCCCGUUACUCAAGGUCCUGUGCGCAUCGCAAGCAACCUCGCCCAGCUCGAGCAUCACCUAGCUGCCGCCGCCGACUCAUGCGCCGUCAUCUUCUUCACCUCGGCCACCUGUCCGCCCUGCAAAAUGGUCUACCCGACGUACGACGAACUCGCCGAGGAAGCAGGCGCCAAAGCCACCCUCAUCAAAGUCGACAUCAGUACUGCCAUGGACGUCAGCAUGAAAUACAGCGUCCGAGCAACCCCAACCUUCAUGACCUUCCUGAAGGGCCAGAAGCUCGAUGAAUGGUCCGGCGCCAACCCAGCCCAAUUACGAGGCAACGUCCGUCUCCUUCUGGAAAUGGCCCAUCCUCCCCAUCGUCACCAGCAACUCCGUCUCCCAAGCCUCCAACGCCCCAUCUCCAACUAUGUCACCUACAAGAAAGUACCCCCUCUUGACAAGCUCGUCCAGAAACUCAGCCCUCACCACGAAGACCCCCGCCUCCUCUCCAUGAUCACCUACCUGAAAUACCGCACCUCCUCUUCCACCCCAGCAGCAGACACCCCCUUACCCCAAGACCUCCCAACCUUCGCCACCUACCUACAAAGCACCUACGGCACUCUAGCCCUAGACCACCUAUUCGCUCUCGUCGACCUCACCCGCCUGCUCUUCCUCGACCCCCGCGUAUCCAGCUACUUCGCCGAAGAGCCCGACCACAAGACCCUCCUCACCCUCUUAUCCCCAUCUGCUGGCCUCUCCAAAUGCCCCUACAACCUCCGCAUCGUCAUGCUCCAACUCUGCUGCACCCUCUUCUCCACCCCUCUUUACCGCGACCAACUCACUACCUCCUCCUCUUCUCUCCUCCCAACCCUCCUCCACCUCACCACCUCCUCCCUCCUCGACUCCCACACUAACCUCCGCGUGGUCGCCGCCUCCCUCGCCUACAACCUCGCCGCGCUUAACCAUAACGCCCGCUUCGCCGGCCACGCCGACCCCCUGUCCGAGGAAUCCCAAGUCGAGCUGACUGCGUCGCUCGUGGAAGCCAUCACCCAGGAAGAAGAGAGCCAGGAGGCUCUCCACGGGCUUCUCUUCGCUCUUGGACUGCUCGUCUACGAAGCUAGUCCGGACAGCGCGGUCGUGGAUCUCUGCAAUGCUAUGGGGAUUGCGGAGACGGUAGUCGCGAAGAAGAAUGUGUCGGGUGUAGCGAAGGAGCCGUUGAUCAAGGAGGUGGGAGAGGAGUUGUUGAUGAGGGGGUUGUAGAAUACCUACCGCGUAACUAAUCCUCAGCUUUGAUUAUUUCUAUACAUGGGCUUUAGAUGGGUUAGUUGGAUAAUCACUUAAUAG